Molecule: messenger RNA, 507 nt
Organism: Halteromyces radiatus
Lineage: Eukaryota; Fungi; Mucoromycota; Mucoromycetes; Mucorales; Cunninghamellaceae
Exons: 2
Coding region: 59-406 (115 amino acids)
Biological process (GO): vacuolar proton-transporting V-type ATPase complex assembly
Cellular component (GO): endoplasmic reticulum membrane
Source: RefSeq, a predicted model, not a curated record
UUUUUUUCUUUUUUUUUUUCCACUCUCCCUUUUCAUCGUUUACUCCAGAUCGCGUAGUAUGUCACUACACGUGAACAACGAGAUGGAUCACGAAACAACCAUGGAAAAGGGACUAGUAGCUGAUAUUGUCACUUCCAUCAUGACUCCUGGAUACACAGCCACUGGUGUGAUCAAAGCCAUGUUCUAUGCAUUUUAUGCUUUGUUUGCAACCUUAAUUGUCAUGGUGGUUAUCACAGGUGGUAAUGGUCAUGUCAUUGCUCUUUUACUUUUGGCCUUUUGUUUAUUUUUAGCUAUUCGAUGGUUUAUAGCGGAAAUGGACAAUCUCAAACGACAGCAUGACAAAAGUACAACAAAAAGCAUCAAGAAAAAGUCAAAAAAGAAGAAGAAGAAACAUUCAAGAAAAUAGUUGAUCUAGCAUCCAUUCUUUUGUGUAUUAUUUAGAUAGAUUUUUUUUUUACAAUAAAACAGAAAAGGGUAUUGUAGGAUUAUUAUUAUGAUUAUGGUUUG